UGAUAAAUAUAAAUAAGGGCUUCAAAAUAAUUGACAAGCUAAAAAAAAACAAAGAAAAAAAAAAAGAAGGGGGAGGGAGGGAGGUCUCCUCGUGAAAACCCUGCUCGAAUCGAUCGCUUAAGAACGAGGGAGGAAAGAUCGAAAACACGUUCCUUACUUGAUUUACUUGCUUGUCGCAGGUAAGGUCGCUGGAGUUCGCUGGGUUCACUUCCUGUGCCCUAAAAGAUGCUUCCUCUUUCUCUACUUAAGACUGCACAGGGUCACCCCAUGUUGGUGGAACUGAAAAAUGGGGAGACUUACAAUGGACAUUUGGUCAAUUGUGAUACUUGGAUGAACAUCCAUCUCCGAGAAGUCAUCUGUACCUCUAAGGAUGGAGAUAGGUUUUGGCGAAUGCCUGAAUGUUAUAUACGUGGGAAUACUAUUAAGUAUCUUCGAGUUCCUGAUGAGGUGAUUGAUAAAGUUCAGGAAGAAACCAAGAGCCGCUCAGACCGGAAGCCACCUGGUUUAGGACGUGGAAGAGGAAGAGGUAGGGAGGAUGGUGGAAGACCAGUGAAAGGCAUCGGGCGUGGCCUUGAUGAUGGAGGUGCUAAGGCCACUGGUGGAGGCCGUGGCAGAGGUGGUUCAGGAGGAAAGACAGGUGGAAACAGAGGUGCUGGACGCGGAAGGGGCUGAUGCAAAAAUACGGAGCCAGCCACUUUUGGGCCAGUUGCUACUUUUAGAGGCAUUUUGCGCCCAACUUUCUUGUGAAAUGUUAUUUUGCGUUUGAAAUGUUACUUUUAGAGGCAGAUUAAUUCUCUUCAUUAUUGGCAUUAUUUUGCGUUUCCAAUGUAGGUGAUUUCUUAAAAUUUCUCGAGACAUAGCAUUGUGAAGCUUCUGUUGUGAACUUGUGUUUUAUCUUGUUUAGCUUUAGUACUAGUUUAUUCGGUCAUUUAUUUUAGGACAACCUGUACUGUUGCACAGUCUUUGACAAUCCUAAAUUCUUAUCUAUGUAAUGGUCUCUAUGACGAAUUUUAUGGUUAA
Messenger RNA from Jatropha curcas, 1020 nucleotides. Its product is annotated as sm-like protein LSM4. Gene Ontology annotation, molecular function: RNA binding. Gene Ontology annotation, biological process: nuclear-transcribed mRNA catabolic process; mRNA splicing, via spliceosome. The record is from RefSeq and is a predicted model, not a curated record. Lineage: Eukaryota; Viridiplantae; Streptophyta; Magnoliopsida; Malpighiales; Euphorbiaceae.